Messenger RNA from Ictidomys tridecemlineatus (thirteen-lined ground squirrel), 1455 nucleotides. It is a transcript of the gene Fam246c, whose product is annotated as family with sequence similarity 246 member C. The record is from RefSeq and is a predicted model, not a curated record. NCBI's taxonomy places the organism in Eukaryota, Metazoa, Chordata, Mammalia, Rodentia, Sciuridae.
GGCAGUAGUGGUGGAGACAGCGUGCGGAUGGCUGCAGAGUCCGGGCGUUCUUGGGCUCAGGCGCGCAACGCGUAUGGCGCGAGUGAAGCGCUGAAACAAGGCGCUGGCCGCCGGCGGGACCCAGGGUCGCAGCCCAAUGGGCCAGUCUCUGAAGUCGUUCGAGUCCCAGGCCGCCUGGCUCGUUUGCGCGGCCAGCUCCGAGCCCAAGCUGCGGCACGGGCCGAGGCACCGCGACUACUACGGCUGGUGGAGCGCGCUGGGGCCGGGGCUGCGGGGACCGGAGCCGGAGCCGGGGGGACUGGCGAGAGGAUCGAAGCGCGCAGCAGUGGUUCAGUGUGUUCCGUGUGCGGGGAGCCGCGCGGUGGGGCCACCUACCCGGCCGGCGUCCUUGAAGUGAGCGAGCGGCGGCUGCAGGAGGGCCUGGCGGCAGUGCGGGCGGAGCUGAGUACCGGGCUGGAGGCGCUGCGCGCUGAGCUUCGGGCGGAGCUGGACGCCCUGCGAGCGCUGCUGCCGCCGCCACGGUCACCACCACCCGCCCGCCGCGAGCCCCGUGCUGUCCCGCGGGCAGGAUCCCGAGCCCCAGCCCUGCUGCGGGCGCUAGGCACUGUGAACGCCUUGGUUGUGGCUUCCAGGCCGACCAACGACUUCCCCGAUGGCGCUGCGGAAGACCGAAUUCCUGCCCGAAAGAACCACAAGAAAACUCCCGCGCAGCCAGCGGCCCCUCAAGGUGGCGGAGAUUGAGGGCGUCCGCACCUGAGGGCGGCCCAGGGAAGUGCAGGAAUCGCCUCUAGCCGAAGGAGGCCAAGGGAGAAGGCAGAGCCUCCAUGCACUGAAAUAGAGUCCCCUACACACACCACUAUGCAAUAGACUCCAAGGACACCUGGAUGGUUAAGACAUUGUGACCUGGACAGUACCACUGAGAAAAAUGUACUAUUUAUCUGUCAUUUAUCAUUUAUCUAUCUAUCAUCUAUUUCCUCCACAUUCCCACAUAUCAACUGGACAGCAUCCUGACUCUGGCUAGCCUUGCUCCACUAACAACCAGGCCCUGUCUUACUGGAUAGCAUCACUUGGAUAAUCUCAUCCAGUCAGUAUCGCUUGGACUCAGCUUUGCUUUGGACAGAGACACCAAGGACACUUACCCCUCACUUAGUCUAGCCACAGUUGCCUGGACACUAUUGUCUCUCUAGAAAAUGUCACCCUACAAUCAAGACUCCAUAGUCUAACUUUAGAGAGUGUCACCAGUGUGAGGCUUCAUGGUGGCCAGACAACUCUUUACUAGUUUUUAUGUCACCAGGAUCCACCAAACCAUUCCAGCUACAGCAGAACCUGGAACCAGCAAUUUCUUACCUACUGGUCUUGGGAAACCUCAGCUGGGGUUAUCAUUUAACUGGGUACAGUGUUCUCAGGUUGAUCACCCAGAUUGAAUUUUAAUAAAAUGUGUAAUCUUGGCUAAAA